AUAAAAUGGUACAAUCCCAUCUUAAUUGCCCAGAAUUCACUCUCCCAUCACACCCACCAUCUCCCCCGAAGCUGUGCAGCCGAACCAGACGACCCAGAAGAAAGCGGCGGCGGCGGCGGCGGCCAUGGCGAGCGAUUCGAGCGCGGCCCAGCUCAAGUCGGACGCCCUGAUGGAGCAGAUGAAGCAGCACCUCUCCACCGACGCCGGCGAAGCGAUCGUCAAGAAGAUCGGCCUCGUCUAUCAGAUCAACAUCGCCCCUAAGAAAAUUGGGUUCGACGAGGUGGUCUACAUCGUGGAUCUGAAGAAAGGAGAGGUCACUAAAGGACCAUAUGAAGGUGGAAAACCUGAUGCUACUUUUUCCUUCAAAGAUGAUGAUUUUAUCAAGGUUGCCACAGGAAAAAUGAAUCCUCAAAUUGCUUUUAUGAGGGGAGCAAUGAAGAUCAAGGGAAGCCUGAGUGCAGCGCAGAAAUUUACCCCUGACAUAUUCCCGAAGCCAUCAAAGAUGUGAGCAGUUCAAAAGGGUCUUCAUUCCUAGGUGGUGUGUCCCCUCUCGUUUCGGUGGGUAAAGGGGGAAAAGAAUUAGAAGAUUAUUCCAGCAUCACAAAAGUGGAAGUUGUAUGAACUAGUCCUUCACAUGUCUGUCAUGGUAAUGGAGCGACAUUAGUACUGAGAUAUGGAACUUGAUGAGGGACUUUUCUUCUCCAAGUUCUUUUGCAUUUGAAGCUCUGUUAAUGCUUCUGUU
Messenger RNA from Syzygium oleosum, 742 nucleotides. Its product is annotated as sterol carrier protein 2. NCBI's taxonomy places the organism in Eukaryota, Viridiplantae, Streptophyta, Magnoliopsida, Myrtales, Myrtaceae. Gene Ontology annotation, cellular component: cytosol. The record is from RefSeq and is a predicted model, not a curated record. The coding region runs from base 125 to 508 and encodes 127 amino acids. The transcript is spliced from 4 exons.